Prunus armeniaca (apricot) is the source of this 870-nucleotide messenger RNA. NCBI's taxonomy places the organism in Eukaryota, Viridiplantae, Streptophyta, Magnoliopsida, Rosales, Rosaceae. The record is from the annotation of a GenBank genome assembly.
AUGGCGAUUUCACAUUUACACUGUCUGCAAUCUGUGAGAGUUUCUUUCCCCUGCCGUCCUUCCGUUUCUAACAAUUAUUAUCAUGGUAGAGACAAUUUCACGAGAAAGAGCAGUUCCCUUGUUUAUGCCUCCACCAACAACUUGGACAGGGACCUUCAUCUUCAAUCAAAGGUUGAAACAGUGUUAGAUAGUGUAAAAUGGGAUGACAGAGGUUUGGCGGUUGCCAUAGCUCAAAAUGUUGACACAGGAGCCAUCUUGAUGCAAGGCUUUGCGAACAGGGAAGCAGUGGCUACAACAGUUUCCUCACGGAAAGCAACAUUCUACAGUCGGUCACGUUCAAUGUUGUGGACAAAGGGAGAGACCUCCAAUAAUUUCAUUAAUGUCCAUGACAUCUUCCUUGAUUGUGAUCGAGACUCUAUAAUUUACCUCGGGAAGCCUGAUGGACCUACUUGCCACACAGGAUCAGAGACUUGCUAUUACACCCCAGUGUUUGAUUUGUUAGAAAAUCAACAGGACAAAGAAGAUAAAUUAGCAUUGACCACUUUGUACUCAUUGGAGUCUACAAUUGCCCAGCGAAAAGGAGAAUUAGAAGUCCCAGAGAGUGGAAAGCCCUCGUGGACCCGACGACUACUACUUGAUGAGAAGUUGUUGUGUUCAAAAAUAAGGGAAGAGGCAGAUGAGCUAUGCCGAACACUAGAGGACCAUGAAGAUAAGCCACGAGCUGCCUCAGAGAUGGCAGAUGUGCUUUAUCAUGCCAUGGUUCUGCUGGCCCUUAAAGAUGUGAAAAUGGAAGAGGUUCUAGACAUUCUUCGACGUAGAUUUUCUCAGUCAGGUAUCGAGGAGAAGAGAAGUCGCAACUCGCAAGCCUAG